Vespula vulgaris is the source of this 521-nucleotide messenger RNA. It is a transcript of the gene ATPsynG, whose product is annotated as ATP synthase subunit g, mitochondrial. Gene Ontology annotation, molecular function: proton transmembrane transporter activity. Lineage: Eukaryota; Metazoa; Arthropoda; Insecta; Hymenoptera; Vespidae. The transcript is spliced from 2 exons. The record is from RefSeq and is a predicted model, not a curated record. Gene Ontology annotation, biological process: proton motive force-driven ATP synthesis. The coding region runs from base 131 to 430 and encodes 99 amino acids.
UUUCGAUUUAAAAUUGCGCAGACGCAUCAUAGCUAUGUAAGAGAAGAAGAAGAUUUUGGGAGGAAACGAACAAGAAACGAAUUUACAAAUUAUUGUGUUUCACUUUUAAAGGAGACUGUAAAAAAUAAAAAUGGCGAAUUUACCAGCGAAAGUAACUGCGUUAGCGAAAACUCUUUUAGAACAGGCAAAGCCCAAACUACAAGUUUUUCAAGCUUAUGCCAAAGUGGAAUUAGUACCACCGAAACCAUCAGAAUUACCUGCAGUGAAAAAAGGCAUUGCAGAUCUUAUUAAUGCUGCUAAAUCUGGUCGUUAUAAAGAAUUAACUGUGCGUGAGGCUUGGCUCAAUACUUUAGUUGCGAUAGAAGUAUAUUGUUGGUUUUAUAUAGGUGAAUGUAUUGGAAAACGUCAUAUUGUUGGAUAUAAAGUGUAAGCUGCAACUAAUUUACCUAUAUUUAGAUAAUUAUGUAUAGAUGAUGAACAACAUCAUAAAUAUAUGAAAAUGCAAGAGAUAAUUUAAAUAA